AGCAACGGUCAUCAUCACUCUAUCAGUUUGUUUUCUCUCCACAAGCAGUCUGCUGCGUAUCGUGUCUCCGUGGAGCCUGCGGAGUUUAGUGAAAGUUUUAGUGUCGUGUGGGCUUUUCUGCGCCGCUAAACCUUCAACAUGACUCAAAUGGAGCGUGCUUCGGAGAUAAUUCUCCUCGCCGGCAAUUCGCACUUGGAUUUGGCGCAGAAGAUAGCGGACCGCCUAGGGAUCAGGGUUGGAAACUGCACCGUUGUGCACUCGGCCAACAGAGUUGGCGAUCACACAAACUGCGUGGAAACCCUUGUUGACAUUGGAGAGUCUGUACGCUCUAGGGAUGUGUACAUUAUUCAGACUGGAUCCAAGGACGUCAACAACAGCAUCAUGGAGAUGCUCAUCAUGGCCUACUGCUGCAAGACGUCCUGUGCCCGCAAGAUCGUAGGCGUCAUUCCGUACCUGCCAUACGGCAAGCAGAGCAAGAUGCGCAAGCGAGGAUGCAUCGUCUCGAAGCUGCUUGCACAGAUGCUCGUCAAGGCUGGUCUGACCCACAUCAUCACCAUGGAUCUUCACCAGAAGGAAGUGCAGGGUUUCUUCGACAUCCCCGUGGACAACCUGCGGGCCUCACCCUUCCUGCUGCAGUACAUCACCGAAUGCAUCCCAGACUACAGAAACGCAGUCAUUGUCGCUCGGAAUCCAUCCACGGCAAACAAGGCCACAUCCUAUGCGGAGCGCCUGAGACUGGGCAUCGCAGUGAUCCAUGGCGAGCAGAAGGAGUCAGAGUCGGACAUGGUGGAUGGCCGUUACUCUCCUCCGACCGUUCUCAUGUCUGGACGCACCAUGGAGGUGGGCCUUGACAUUAUGCCCGUGCCCGCAGCAAAGGAGAAACCACCGAUCUAUGUGGUGGGUGACGUCGGUGGCCGCAUCGCCAUCAUGGUGGAUGACAUGGUGGAUGAUGUACAGUCCUUUGUGGUGGCUGCUGAAGUGUUGAAAGAGCGCGGUGCCUACAAGAUCUAUGUGCUGGCCACCCACGGACUCCUGUCCAGCGAUGCGCCGCAGCUCAUCGAAAACUCCCCAAUUGAUGAGGUGGUGGUGACCAACACGGUUCCUCACGAAGUGCAGAAGAUGCAGUGCCACAAGAUCAAGACGGUCGACAUCAGCGUGCUGCUGUCCGAGGCCAUCCGGCGCAUCCACCACAAGGAGUCCAUGUCCUACCUCUUCCGGAAUGUCACGCUCGAGGACUGAGCGCUCCCUCCCGGAUUUUGGAUGGUGGGCCACAUACCAGAUGCACAAGAGUUGAGCACUCAUGUUGAGUGCAUUCCGAGGAUUAUGUCCUGGUGGAACAGGAGUGCUGUUUGUGAAGCCGAGCUUCUACAAUGCCAGACGCGAUUCUCCGGGCAGUGGCCACUCUCUGGGGCUCUGUUUCCCUAUUUCUUUUGUUAAUUUUAGUUUUUGUUGUAACUCCGCUCAUAUUUCGAUAGGUGGCGCUUGUCGAAGACUUGACUUCUGUAUUUUAAUCCUGUCUUCAGUUCUGAAAUGUGCAUGUAAGUUUCAAUGUGGAGGCACUAGAGGUGGUGUGAUCUCUCCGCUGCUCGUAGUAGCAGUACUGAAUUGUUUGUCAUCAUGAGGAAGUCCACAAGUGCGUAACCUAGGUGCUCGCGAUCACCUUAAUGUAGCCAAAUUUUUUACUUUACAGUUUGAAACCACUACUGCGCCUAUUUUACUUUUAUUGAAAGUUGCAUCAGCGGAGUGGCUUAGACGUGCGAAUGUAUAAUUGCUUUAAGUUACCGUUAACUUGUUAUUUCACAUGUUCUUGGGACUGUUCUUAACUGGCGUAGUCGCUUUAUUGUAGAGCUGGCACGGGAACUGUGGAAAAUAUUUUGGCCUCGCAUUUUAUCAAAAGCCUGAUGAACACUAUGGGUACGGGCACGCUUUGAAGGUGUCAAUAUUCUAAAGCUUUAUUCUGCAAGAAAUUGUUUGAGCCUGAGAUAUCAUUUGCAGAUAUUGCUUUUUAACAUAUAUAUUCUUCAGUGGCACUGUUUGCUUUGUCUGUGAAACUUACGUGUUUAACACUGUGUAACGUCACAGUCAGGGCCAUGUUGUCGGGAGUCGUCGUGAGGCCGAGUUAUGUCAUUAUUAUUGCCAGUUUCAAUACACGAUUGACUUUGUCAAUUCAGGACUGACAAAAUUGAUUGAAUUUUCUGGAAGGUGAUGUCAAUGAAGAGGCAAAAAAAAUUGACUAAACAGAUCGACUCAUUUGACACUAUUUGCAUUGAUUGUAACACAUCCGCGGCUCAGAAAAGCACUCACAACAUAUGGGUCUAAACUAUAAAACACGCAAAAAUGACAUCGGAGAACCUUAACUACAUACUAGAUUGAAUUGACCAAAAUAUCUACUUGACUGAAGUUCAAUUAACGAAAGUCUGCUAUGUUCCGAUUGAGGACAAUGGACUCCCGAAGCAUAAUGUUUAUUGCCAGGCAUUUCGGUAUGUUUUGUGCUUUUUACAUCAGAUAAACAACCUAUUGAGCACUUUCAUUUGAGCAUUGUUGCUGUUCUUUGAUUUACUAGAAGCACAAAGUGAGGGAUUUAGUUUUAGCGCCUGUUUUGUUAUAUUGGCCACGGGGCGUUGUGUUCUGCUUGCUUUGCAAAGUACAAUUUACGAAGUGUUCUUUUUCUGUUGCUUAAGUUGUAUCUGAGGGCUGAAAUCCUUGCUGGGCACACCCUAUUCAGAUUUUUUAGACUUUAUUUGCGUCAGCAAUAAAUAUGGGCGUUUUCCUGAGAAUCUGGUCAGCUGAUGUGGUUCCGUAUUCAUUCAAAUCUAAUGCACAACUAAGUAUUGAGAGUUCAAAAUGACAAUGCAUCUGAAUAUUUGUACGAGUUAUGCUGGAAAAAAGUGUGCGUUGAGUUCAAGUAAAUACGGCAUAUAUUCCUAUAAACACAGCCAAACCUUUAGGUGUCGGAAUAUGGUCAGCAAAAGGAAGUUAUGGGAAGGAGGCUGUCCGAGAUUCAGUUGCUUCAACGCUGCAGAAUCCUGUGUUUGGAACUAGAAUGGUGCAAUGCCAGUAUGUAUUUUUUAUUGGGUUUGUUCAUGGUUUUAGUGUUGUCGUUUUCAGUAGCGAUGCACAGCUGAAUGUGUGAAGAUGUAGUUUUUUUUUUCGUUGUAGACAACAUGUUUGGUCCGCUAUGUUGCCAGUCAUGUCCAUGCUUUCAUUUGGUGACAUGGGACAGCACCUGUAGGCAGCUGGCAGCUGUCUUUUUGUGAAUAAAUGAAUUCUACUCUGUUAAUAUUCUUCA
Messenger RNA from Rhipicephalus sanguineus (brown dog tick), 3289 nucleotides. RefSeq names its product phosphoribosyl pyrophosphate synthase-associated protein 2. Bases 139 to 1239 code for a protein of 366 amino acids. The transcript is spliced from 12 exons. Gene Ontology annotation, cellular component: ribose phosphate diphosphokinase complex; cytoplasm. Lineage: Eukaryota; Metazoa; Arthropoda; Arachnida; Ixodida; Ixodidae. Gene Ontology annotation, molecular function: ribose phosphate diphosphokinase activity; magnesium ion binding. The record is from RefSeq and is a predicted model, not a curated record. Gene Ontology annotation, biological process: 5-phosphoribose 1-diphosphate biosynthetic process; purine nucleotide biosynthetic process.